AUGAGCGAUGUUGACGAAGACAUCAAGAAACGUUCCACGUCAAGAACCGCUGUGCAGGAGGGCCUUAGUUGGAAAGAUAUCGCAUGGUUAAUGUUAUCUGACAUUGUGGGAACAUCAGUAUUGACACUGAACGGUGUUGCCGCCAAAUUGGGAUGGGUGUUGACGAUUGCUUUCAUUGGCGGGCUGUUCCCGGUGGCUCUUUACUCCUCCUUGCUGAUGAGCAGGACACGUGGUAUAUUGAGUCGAAUGCUCGGUGCGGACAAGACGGUUGGUCUCGGCACCAUGGGAGAGAUAGCAGCUUGUGUUUUCGACUCCCAGCGAGCAGGGCAGAUUGUCAUCAUUAUCGUUUAUGGCUACACUGCUUUGGGCCAAGCUUCUUACAUGCUAGUCAUGGGACGAGCGCUUCAGAUGUCGCUCUACGACUUGCCGCUCUGUCUUCCCGCAGCGGUCCUUUUAACUAUUGUGGCCUUGCUGGUUCCAAUUUUCGGAGUUCGGAAGCUCAGCGAGUCCGUGCCACUGGCUUUCUUUAACUCGCUGCUCAUCGUAGCUGUGAUAGUUCUUGCUCUGUACCGCGCUGGAACAACCGCGCCACCUUGUCCCCACACCUUCUAUUUUGAUCCAGGCUUGAGUGGAAUGGUUGUACUGGGCGCUGCCACAAACGUGGUUUACAGCUAUGCCGGGCAGUGGAUGUAUUUUGAACUGAUGGACACCAUGGCCACUCCAGAGGACUUUCCAAAGUCCUUCUCCAUUGCAGGUCCUUUCAUGCUCGUCUCAUACCUGGCCGUGGCCUGCCUGGGGUAUGGUUUCGGAUCGGGUUCCGGCGACUUGAUCGCGGGCAUGCCCCAUGGUCCGAUGCUCCAGGCUGCGGCAGCAAUGCUCUUCCUCCACGUCCUGAUCGUCUACUUGAUCAAAAGCGUCGUGUUGGUUCACUUCUUGCAUGGAUGCUGGAAGCCGAACCAGGUGGAUGCACGGGGAUUUCGCUCGUACCUGCAGCACGGAGGUUUAGGGGUCCUCCUCCUCUUGAUGGGCUUCGUUGUGUCCAACAUGAUACCCUUCUUCUCCCAGCUGCUGGGCAUCAUCGGAGGGCUUUUCGCAGGACCGAUUGGGUUCCUCUUUCCGAUCACCUUCUUUCUCUUGGCACGAGGACGAGAGGUUGUUGCCGGAAGCGAGGAGCAUGAAAGUUUGCCUAUGGAGCUGGAGCUGCAGGCAUGUUCAGAAGAAGUGGCCAUGUGCGGUGGUGAUGGUGACAAGGAGGAAAGUACAGAAACAAGUUCCUCUGCAAGCUACGAGGCUGAACUGGGUGGUGGAAGAUGCAGGUACCUGGUGAUCGGUUACAACUCGCUUCCGUUCUGGGAGCGGACUACGAUCGUGGGUACGGUGUUGUUCAUCGUAGCCACGAUGGUGUUCGGAGUUGCAGACGAGGUCUUCGAGGUAAUAGAGAUGUGGGACCGCUUGGGAGCGCCUUUCCAGUGCCACCACCUGCAGCCACCGAGCCGCCCCACAUGCGCUGGCUGA
This is a messenger RNA of Symbiodinium sp. CCMP2592, 1515 nucleotides long. The record is from the annotation of a GenBank genome assembly. NCBI's taxonomy places the organism in Eukaryota, Dinophyceae, Suessiales, Symbiodiniaceae.